ACUCUCACACGCAGAUCAAAUUCCCCUCGUUACACCUCUUAUCUUUCCUUUAUUGCUUCUCCCAAAACCUCGACAACUGAAAAUAAACUCUUAACCACUUGAGCUAUCUAAACGUGCUCUUGAACACAACAUUCUAACUCAUCCUAAACCUGUAUUAUAGUAACACGAAGAAGAAGAGGAGGACGACGACGAGUAAGAAGAAAUGAAGUUUGGAAAAGAACUCAAGUCACAAAUGGUGCCGGAAUGGCAAGAUGCAUACAUGGACUACGGAUUUCUCAAGACUCUUUUGAAAGAUAUUCAGCAUUUUCGACACAAAACCAUGCCUCCGCCAGCUCAUCCACCGGGACUGCCCCGGGCUCUCACUCACUACAGAGCUUUCAGCGGCCUCACGUCCUUAAAAAGAAGCAUUUCCAUGCGUAGUGCCAGCGGUAGGCAGCACCACCACGAAGACCUCGAGAGCCAGGCCAUUUUAGUGAACAAUGUCAAGAAAACAAACGGAGAAGUUGGCUAUCAGACCACGUUUCUUAGGGCCUCGGAGGAUGGAGGAGAGUAUGAGCUUGUUUACUUCAAGAGACUCGACGAUGAAUUUAAUAAAGUGAACAUGUUCUAUAGGGCCAAAGUUGAUGAAGUGAUGAAGGAGGCUGAUGAGUUGAAUAGACAAAUGAAUGCUCUCAUCGCCUUUCGGAUUAAAGUUGAGAAUCCGAAGCACGCCUGGUUUGAUACCUCGGAGAAUAUGGAUCAUCUGGUUUCGGCUGUUGAAUCUUCAAACAAAGAAUUAUCAGCCUCAAUUUCUUCGUUUGGGAGGAGGCACAGCAAACGAGUUGCAGAGCACAUGGAUCAAAUAGACGAGGAUAAAUCAGUUAAAAUGACUAGAUCAAAAUCAUCUACAUCAAGUGAUCGUUAUUCCAAAGAAGCAAAACAAUUAAUAAACCAAGUUGUUCCGGAAGUGACUAUAACUGGGAGACCAGCUUCACUUGAUAUCCUAAACCGUGUGACAAUUAACAGACCGGCUGAUACGCCUCUCCCAACUAUCAAAGGCGUCCUAAACGUCCCUGUACAGACGGAUAUGAAAUUUAGUUCAGAAAAUCUGAGUAAAAUUGAGGAGCAACUGAAAAGGGCUUUUACAGAGUUCUACCACAAGCUUAGACUUCUCAAAAGCUACAGCUUCCUGAAUAUUUUAGCAUUCUCCAAGAUCAUGAAAAAAUACGACAAGAUCACUUCCAGGAAUGCGUCCAAGUCCUACCUAAAAACGGUUGAUAACUCCUAUAUAGGCAGCUCGGAUGAGGUAAUUACGAAGCUCCUGGACCGAGUUGAAGCUACGUUUAUUAAGCAUUUUGCUAAUGCAAAUCGCAAGAAAGGGCUUGGCACACUCAAACCAAAAGCCAAGAGAGAAAAACAUAGAGUGUCUGCUUCUUUAGGUUUCUUUGCUGGUUGUACAGUAGCUCUUGUCUUCGCAGUCAUUCUGACCAUAAGAACCCGAAACCUUUUUGAGAAGGAAGGUGCUGACCGGUACAUGGAGACCAUGUUUCCGCUGUACAGCCUCUACGGGUUCAUCGUGCUGCACAUGCUGUUCUAUGCUGGGAAUAUAUAUUUCUGGAAGAAGUACAAAAUAAAUUAUCAGUUCAUAUUCGGGUUCAAGGCUGGAACCGAAUUAGGCUAUCGAGAAGUGCUCCUAGUGAGUUUCGCUCUCUCUGUGCUGGCAUUAGCUAGCAUUCAUGGAAAUCUUGAUAUGGAAAUGGACCCUAAGACUAAGGACUACAAACAACUCACUGAGCUCGUUCCUUUAAUUUUGUUAAUUUUAGCAUUCGCGGUACUGAUCUGCCCAUUCAACAUCAUAUAUCGCUCCAGCCGCUACUUCUUUCUUACCUGUGCAGUACACGUUUUCCUUGCUCCCCUGUAUAAGGUUGUGCUUUCAGAUUUUUUCGUAGGUGAUCAACUUACCAGCCAGGUUCAAGCUUUCAGAAGUAUCGAGUUCUACUUCUGUUACUACAGUUCAGGUGAUUUCAAAUAUAGAGAGCAUAAUUGCAACAAAAAUGAUGCCUACAAUACAUUCAGUUACAUUUUGGCCGCGAUUCCAUUUUGGUGGCGCAUGCUUCAGUGUGUGAGGCGAUUCUUCGAAGAAAAAGAUGCAAUUCAAGGAUGGAACUCGCUGAAAUAUUUUUCUAUAGUUGUGUCAUUCGUUACAAGGACAGCGUACAGCAAAAACAACAGCACCGAGUGGUAUAUAAUAGCCUGGGUAACCUCUGUAGUUGCUGGCGUAGUUGCUACAUACUGGGACAUUGUUUUCGACUGGGGGCUUCUCAACCGAAAAUCCACCAACCCUUGGUUGAGAGACAAACUCCUCGUCCCCUACAGAAGUGUGUACUUCGCAGCCAUUGCCUUGAACGUGUUGCUGAGAUUUUCUUGGAUUCAAUUGGUUCUAGACUUGAAAGUUUCAUUUUUACAUAGACAAACUAUGAUAGCAAUUAUAGCAGUUCUGGAAAUUAUUCGACGUGGUGUCUGGAAUUUCUUCAGGCUGGAGAAUGAACAGCUGAACAAUGCAGGCAAGUACCGCGCAUUUAAGUCAGUACCUCUACCAUUCAACUAUGAAGACGACGAAGACGACGACUAGAAUCAGGCUUCUAACAGUGUAAACAACACAGAGUAGAUAGCAAGUAGAUAUAACAAUUUUGUGAAUAUAAUGCAUCAGUAUCUGGCAUUUGUUUAAAAAUGUUGGUGCUGAGGAAAAUUUGCGGCAUAUAUUUCAUGUAGAAAUUAGAAACUUGUUGAUGAUGACUUCGAAUUGUAUGAAAAUGAAAUGAAAUGCAAUUACAGAUUGAUUA
Molecule: messenger RNA, 2822 nt
Organism: Daucus carota subsp. sativus
Lineage: Eukaryota; Viridiplantae; Streptophyta; Magnoliopsida; Apiales; Apiaceae
Product: phosphate transporter PHO1 homolog 3
Exons: 12
Coding region: 203-2611 (802 amino acids)
Biological process (GO): cellular response to phosphate starvation; phosphate ion transport
Cellular component (GO): cytoplasm; plasma membrane; trans-Golgi network
Molecular function (GO): inositol hexakisphosphate binding
Source: RefSeq, a predicted model, not a curated record